Pelmatolapia mariae (spotted tilapia) is the source of this 761-nucleotide messenger RNA. It is a transcript of the gene arl14, whose product is annotated as ADP-ribosylation factor-like 14. The record is from RefSeq and is a predicted model, not a curated record. The transcript has a single exon. Gene Ontology annotation, cellular component: cytoplasm; plasma membrane. Gene Ontology annotation, biological process: intracellular protein transport; vesicle-mediated transport. NCBI's taxonomy places the organism in Eukaryota, Metazoa, Chordata, Actinopteri, Cichliformes, Cichlidae. Gene Ontology annotation, molecular function: GTPase activity; GTP binding. Bases 115 to 717 code for a protein of 200 amino acids.
GCUUAUCCAUUAAACCUCGGUAAACGCACUAAGCAAACACCGCGUCAGACGGGCACAGUGCGGAGGAUGUGCCUGUCCCACGUCAGUUAACAGCCUUUGUAUCUGUGCUUCACCAUGGGAUCAUGGGUUUCCAAACCUCAAGUGCAAGUUCUUCUGCUGGGUCUGGACAACGCUGGAAAAUCGACUCUCCUCUACAAACUGAAGCACAACACUUGUGUCAGCACCGUCCCUACCAUUGGCUUCAACGUGGAAAUGCUCGAGGCCAGAAAGAACAGGAAAAAAAUUGCUAUAACGAUCUGGGAUGUCGGCGGUCAAGGGAAGAUGCGCGACCACUGGCCGGAUUUCUACCAGAACGCUGGAGCUAUCGUGUUCGUCGUGGACAGCGCCGACCAGGAGCGCCUGAACGAGGCGCAAAUGGAGCUGGAAAGAACUCUGAGAAAUGAUGAGCUCCGGGGCCGUCCGCUGAUUCUUCUCGCCAACAAACAGGACGUCGACGGCGCGCUGAAUGUCACUGAAAUGAAGGACAGAUUCAAUAUGAGAAAGAUCUGCCAGGAGCGGGAUUGUUUCGUUCAGCCAUGCUCUGCGUCGACGGGAUUUGGAGUUGAGGAGGCCUUUAAACGAGUGGUCCAAGUGGUCAAACUCCCGUUAGAGCCCGGUGCAGUGAAAGACAAUAUCAAGGAUACAGUGCACUACCUCAGAACAAACAGCAAACAUUAACAUUUAUUUAUAAGCAAUGUGUUAUUUGACAAUAUAACGAAUGC